CGGUUGCUGCUGCGCUCGUGGUGCAAAGCAGAGAUGGCGUCUGCGAUUCAGCAGCUGGGGCGGCGCGUGGCGAGCUGGAGGCUGCGGCCAUCGCUGCCGCCGCUUGCCGGCCUAGCGUCCCAGCGAGCCCACUCGCUGUUGCCGGUAGACGAUGCGAUCAACGGGCUAAGCGAGGAGCAGAAGCAGCUUCGUCAGACUGUGGCUAAGUUCCUUCAGGAGCACCUGGCCCCCAAGGCCCAAGAAAUCGAUCAUAGCAACGAGUUCAAGAACCUGCGAGAGUUUUGGAAGCAGCUGGGGAACCUGGGAGUAUUGGGCAUCACAGUCCCUGUUCAGUAUGGUGGCUCUGGCCUGGGCUACCUGGAACAUGUGCUGGUGAUGGAGGAGAUAUCCCGAGUUUCUGCAGCAGUGGGGCUCAGCUAUGGUGCCCACUCCAACCUCUGCAUCAAUCAGCUUGUGCGCAAUGGGAAUGAGGCGCAGAAGGAGAAGUAUCUCGCCAAGCUGGCCAGUGGCGAGUACAUCGGAGCCCUGGCCAUGAGUGAGCCUAAUGCCGGCUCUGAUGUUGUUUCCAUGAAGCUCAAAGCGGAAAAGAAAGGAGAUCACUACAUCCUGAAUGGCAACAAGUUCUGGAUCACCAAUGGCCCUGAUGCUGAUGUCCUUAUCGUCUAUGCCAAGACAGAUCCGGGUGCUGUGCCAGCUUCUCGGGGCAUCACAGCCUUCAUUGUAGAGAAGGGUACGCCUGGCUUCAGCACCUCCCAGAAGCUGGACAAGCUGGGGAUGAGGGGCUCUAACACCUGUGAGUUAAUCUUUGAAGACUGCAAGGUUCCCGCUGCCAACAUCCUGGGCCAUAAGAGUAAGGGCGUCUACGUGCUGAUGAGUGGGCUGGACCUGGAGCGGCUGGUGCUGGCUGGGGGGCCCCUCGGGAUUAUGCAAGCCGUCCUGGACCAUACCAUUCCCUACCUGCAUGUGAGGGAAGCCUUUGGCCAGAAGAUUGGCCACUUCCAGCUGAUGCAGGGGAAGAUGGCUGACAUGUACACCCGUCUCAUGGCAUGUCGGCAGUAUGUCUACAAUGUCGCCAAGGCCUGUGAUGAUGGCCACUGCACUCCCAAGGACUGCGCGGGUGUGAUUCUCUACGCGGCCGAGUGCGCCACACAGGUAGCUCUGGACGGCAUUCAGUGUUUCGGUGGCAAUGGCUACAUCAAUGACUUUCCCAUGGGCCGCUUUCUUCGAGAUGCCAAGCUAUAUGAGAUUGGGGCUGGGACCAGUGAGGUGAGGCGACUGGUCAUCGGCAGAGCCUUCAACGCAGACUUUCCAUAGCCCGAGACCCUUCAUCCUCUUCCCAGCACCUAGAGGCCUUUCUUUGCAAGUAGAGAUGUGGCCGCUCUCCUACGCUGCCCAUGGCAGGCCGGGCUGCUCAGCUGCUCUUCUCGCAUCAGUCCUCUCGGCCUCUGCACGGGGCUGAGUUCUCCACAAUGGCUGCCAAGCGCCGUGGCCUCACAGCCAGGCCAGCCAGCCAGGACAGUGUUCUGUAGUAUAAAACAGACUCAGCAGGCAGCAUGUUGGCCUUUCUGGGGAUUGUUGGGACAGACUUUGGUGAUGACAGGACCCUUGCUUUCUAACUUUCGAGCUUGCAUUCCCCCCCCCACAGAGUGGACACCUGGGGGCAUGCAGGCGCCCACCUCUUUCUCUUGGUUGUGCCUCUGGCAGGAAGCUCUCUCUGCUCAAGUACAACAGAAGCAUUGCCCCCACCAUUUACUAGAACUAGGUAAAGGCUGAGUAUCCCUAAUCCCAAAUCUGAAACUUGACACACUUCUGGACCCAAGCAAGGGAUACUCAACCUGUAGUCUCUUUUCUGGGGAAAAAAGUAAAACACCUUGCCCUUGUUUCUGCGGGUUUCCAGAGGUAUCGACUCCCAGCAGCUUAUGAACUCAUGAGGUGUCCAGAGUCCGAGGAGGAGGAGAAGGUAGCGUGCUUGUCUUCUCUUGAAGGGUCAGCUCUUCCUCAGCGGGGCCUCUGAACCCUUCUGCGCCACCCUGCCACGGGCACCGUCCACUCCUGACCGUGUGACCAGCCACAGGUGAC
Molecule: messenger RNA, 2079 nt
Organism: Carlito syrichta (Philippine tarsier)
Lineage: Eukaryota; Metazoa; Chordata; Mammalia; Primates; Tarsiidae
Gene: IVD
Product: isovaleryl-CoA dehydrogenase
Exons: 12
Coding region: 34-1314 (426 amino acids)
Biological process (GO): L-leucine catabolic process
Cellular component (GO): mitochondrion
Molecular function (GO): 3-methylbutanoyl-CoA dehydrogenase activity; flavin adenine dinucleotide binding
Source: RefSeq, a predicted model, not a curated record